UAAUAUCCUUUCUCUUCAGUAAAGCAGAGGCCAGGGAUUUAUAAAAGCAGUGGUAAAAAAAAAUGGCAAGAGUUGUGGAAUAGGGACAGAAAGGGAAGACACCUGUAUAAGAUCCAGGAAAACGUGAUGGUAGGGAGUUCCUCGGCUCGAGAGGGAAACGUAAUCACAAGGCUGAGACUGGGACUCAUGAGACUCAACAGCACUUUGACAUUUGUAAGGAAACAUCCAACUGGGAAGUGUGAUCACUGCCAGGAGGAGAUUGAGACAGUGGGCCAAAUUAUAUUUCAGUGGCAUCAGUAUUGGAGGGAAAGGGACUAUUUGUUAUUAGGAAUAAUGGUAUUGAAGAGCCAAGUUUAAUUGAAUUGUUAUGAAACCCUUAAGGUGAUAUUGUAUUUGAUUAUGUAUUCCAUUUCCUUAGGGGGAAGGCUGAGUUUAAUUGGGUAAAGUAAAAUUUGAGACAUUCCCUUGUCUCUGUUCCACACUCCAGUCCAGUUGGUGGCGGUAAGGCAUCACUAAAAGUUGGUUGCCAACCGCCAUUUCAGAACCAGUGAAGAAUAAGUUUAAACGGAAGUGACCAUCAACAACUUCCAUGUUAGCGUUUUUUAUUGUUGUUAUUUAGACGUUUAUUUACACAUUGGAACUCAAAAUAUGACUCUUAACUGCACAUUAUAACAUAAUUAUCCCAGGUAGUCUAAGUCGCGUUGGAGACGGGACUUGGUUGAUAUUUUAUCAAGGUAACAUUAGCUAGCUGCUAAUGUUAGCUAACAAUGGCUAACUGUAUGGUUUUUCACACUCAAAUAGCCUCCAUUAUGGAGGUUCUAGCGAAUGCCGCCGUGGUAGAGGUCUGCAAACUUGUAGACGACGACUAUGCCGUGUUUCGUUUGGAAAUAACUCAAAGCCAGAAAGAAAACAGGGUAUUGCGGAGGAAACUACAGCUACUGGAACUGAAGGUGGCACGGGAGCGUGCAGAGAGGACAACGCCAGACCGCGUCCUCGCCAGUUUCCCCAGUAGUAUCAAGUCCCUCGACCGAUACAGAGGAAUGGCAAGAGGUGAAGGAAAUCUCACUGGAGGCUACAGGAGCUUUGUGAAGCCAGCGGAACACAAUACAUGGAGAGAUGACCAACCAAUCACUGUUGAUGAGGAGAGUGGAACUGCAACCCAGCAUGUUAUCGUAAUAGAGUCUGCAGAUGCAGAGGCUGCAGGUCCUGGAGGAUUGUCUCUGGUCAAGCAGGAGAGGACUGAAGGAGACGACCCACAACACAGCAGAGACAUCCAGACUGGAGCAGCGGCUGGAGUGGUGCCCCCUGUAGCUACGGACGACCUCUCCACCACACCCCAGCCCAGGACCCGACACCGCAUUACGGAGGAGGAGGAGGAGGGUCUGGAGGUGCUGCUGGUGAAGGAGGAGGGCUGCGAGGAGGGUCUGGGGAACCGUGAGGGGAUCAUCGUCAUGAAGGACAACCAGACUACACCUCCUGAACCCACAGAGGAACCAGCUGAGCAGAACAGGACCACACACAGUCUCACUGAGUCAGUAAACAACAUGGAGGAUGGGAAGCCUGAUCUGCUGCUGGUGAAAGAGGAAACAAUAGAAGACAGACCAGAGAGCAUUGACCUGCUGAGUGGACUAAAGAUGGGGGAGCAAGGUGGUUGGCUGGAGGCUAACAGAGGAGACUGGGCGAACAGCUUGGAUUCCCAGACCCAGAUGGGUGCAGCCAAGGGCCCAGGGGACGACAUCAAUGAGCAGGCCAGGACCAGAAGCGACAUAGUGGAGGUCAGUGGCUGGGACAGCGUCCUCAACUCUGGGCUGUGGAACAACACUGUUAACCUCAACCAGAAACCGACAGUGGAACACAAAACAACAUCCAAACGUAGUCUCCAUGACAACAGACUGGCUGAGGCUAGUGUAAGGCGUAGAUUUGGUCCGCGGGGGCGAGGUGAUGUAAGUAUGCAGCGAGAGCGAACAGAUACAGACUUCGCUAGCAAUGCUCCGUCCUGCUCCUAUAGUUGUGAUUCAGAAAGACUGAUGGCAACUCAGGUUAACCCCCCAACAGGUGCUGCCUUCAGCCUGCCUUCUAUAGGAUCUAUCAACUGGAACAUGGACCCUGUGACAACACAGACACUCCCUGGCCUUUGUCCUCCUCAAACUCUCCUAAUGUUAAACCAGAACUCAGACAAUGCCAGUGCCUCAACACUAAAUGGCUAUACAAGCUCAUUGACAAAUGAAAAUAGUAGAGAUGGAAUCAGUAAAGGUGAUAUCGCCAUAGAGAAGCGCUUCCCGUGUUCGUUCUGUGGGAAAGUCUUCAGUUUCUCCAAACAGGUAGAGAUCCACCAGAGGGUGCACACGGGGGAGAAACAAUUUGGCUGCCACCUGUGCCGAGCCAGUUUCUCUCACUCGUUCAGCCUGAAGAGACACCAGAGAGUCCACACAGGGGAGAAACCGUUUAGCUGUACCCAGUGUCACAUGCGCUUCGCCCAGGCUGGUGACCUGAAGAGGCACCAGAGGGUCCACACAGGAGAGAAACCCUACAGCUGCCUCCAGUGUGAGAAGAGGUUCACCCGCCAGGACCAGCUGAAGAUGCACCUGAAGGUCCACAUGGGAGAAAGGCCGUUCGCCUGUACACAAUGCGGGAAGAGGUUCUCAGAGAGGAGCUACCUCAGGAUACACCAGCAGAAAAACCAUCCCACUCUAUAACAUGGAAAGUAACCAUUCCUCUUGAUAGCUUCUGAUGUUUAGAUCAAAUCAUGCAUUAAAGACAGAUUCAUUUUCAUUGUUGUCAGCAGAAAAGAGCCACCGAUGCAUUUGGAAUAACAAUAGUAGCAUAUUUCAGUGUUGAAAAUUCCUGGGUAAAAUAUUGCAUUCAGACAUUGUAUAAGCCUAAAAAGUAUGUUACAUGGUGUUUGUACUGUGUAGGCUAUAUGAUGUUCACAUUCAUUUUAUUAUUUACCCUCAAAAACUUUGAAUGAAUGCAGUUCAUCAAGUUCAUGCUGAUUUCUUUUUUUAUUAAUAUUUUUUUGUGUGGUUUUCAUGUGGUGUAUUUAAAUCUGUUUAAUAAACACAAUGGGACUUUUCAUUAAGACUUUA
This is a messenger RNA of Oncorhynchus nerka (sockeye salmon), 3086 nucleotides long. Its product is annotated as neurotrophin receptor-interacting factor homolog. Gene Ontology annotation, biological process: regulation of transcription by RNA polymerase II. The record is from RefSeq and is a predicted model, not a curated record. Gene Ontology annotation, molecular function: RNA polymerase II cis-regulatory region sequence-specific DNA binding; DNA-binding transcription factor activity, RNA polymerase II-specific. Lineage: Eukaryota; Metazoa; Chordata; Actinopteri; Salmoniformes; Salmonidae. The transcript is spliced from 6 exons. Gene Ontology annotation, cellular component: chromatin; transcription regulator complex; PcG protein complex. The coding region runs from base 768 to 2696 and encodes 642 amino acids.